This is a messenger RNA of Fonsecaea nubica, 846 nucleotides long. RefSeq lists its product as hypothetical. Bases 1 to 846 code for a protein of 281 amino acids. Lineage: Eukaryota; Fungi; Ascomycota; Eurotiomycetes; Chaetothyriales; Herpotrichiellaceae. The transcript has a single exon. The record is from RefSeq and is a predicted model, not a curated record.
AUGACCACGGUGAAUGGCUACGGGGCCAUCAACGGGGACUCAACUGCUGCGAGUCAGCCACACCAAGGUUCUGAAGAUGAGAGUGGCCCUCUACUUGUUAAGAGGGACUCCCCUCGGUCUCUGGCUCGCUUUCGGGAAUAUUUGAAAGAUGAUAUCGACAGGCGCUGGGCUGAUCUGCUGCUUCUGCUGUCGUAUGUCAUCACCGGGCUCCUCGACAGCUCAGCAGUGUUCAUCUGGGGUUCCUUUGUGAGCAUGCAAACUGGCAACACCGUCUACCUUGGACUGGGCUUGGUUGAGCCGACCAAAGGAACGCGAUGGAUUAGGUCACUUACGUCGAUCGCCUUUUUUUGCUUUGGUUCCUUCUGCUUCAGUCGCUUCCACCGCUACUUCUCGCCCAAGCGACGCUGGGUUCUGCUUGCCUCAUUCGCCAUCCAGAUGCUGUUGGUCGUGGUAGCUGCUGUCGUUGUGAUGGUCGAUAGCAGGCAAGGAAACGACCUUCGGUGGGAAGUGAUCGUGCCCAUUUCAUUGGUAGCAUUCCAGAGCAGCGGACAAGCUGUGACCAGCCGGGCUCUACAAUACAAUAGCCUCACCAGUGUCGUUCUUACGAGCAUUUACUGCGACCUGUUUUCGGAUCCCCUGAUCAUGGCGGGGUUUUUUCAGAAUGCAGAGAGGAACCGGAGGGCAGCGGCGCCCCUGUUGCUGCUGUUCGGCGCCAUCCUCGGGGGACUAUGGUCACAUAGCUCAGUCGGACUCGCUGGUGCGUUGUGGACGGCUGCAGCAUUGAAAAUCACCAUCAUUGUUGCCUUCUUUUUGUGGAGGGCUCAGCCACCAACCCGCGAGCGCUGA